AUUUUGCGCAUAGAAAUCAUUUAGUAAAUGUAUUGAUAACCCAACAACACAGACCCAGAAAAGGAAAAAUAGGAAAAUCCAGCAGUCAAAGGCGGAGUUGGACUCUACCGCCAUAUUUGAUAUUUCAGGUACCAUAGGCGCCCGGGAAAAUUUGUUUAUUUUUUUAAUAUUAUUCUCGGGUCGCCGAAAAACCUCUGAAAAUGGCUAGCGAGAUCGUGAUAAUAUUCGACUUCGACCGGACGCUGAUAGACGACGAUUCUGACAGAUGGGUUAUUAAAGGAAUGGGUCUGACCCACUUGUUCAAUCAGCUCCGACCCAUUCUAUCUUGGACAUCUCUCAUGGAUAGGAUGGUUAAGGAACUACACUCACAGGGAAGAACAGUAAAAGACAUUGCUGAGUGUUUAAAAGGGGUUCCAUUGCAUCAACGUACUGCUGCAGCCAUUAAAUCUGCACAUGCUUUGGGAUGUGAUCUAAAGGUGGUUAGUGAUGCUAAUAAGUUCUACAUUGAGACUAUAUUAAAGCAUCAUGGACUGUAUGACUGUUUCUCAGAGAUCAUCACAAACCCAACUCUGGUGGAUGAACAUGGAAGGCUUCAGAUCUUCCCUUACAAUGACUUGGCGUCACCUCAUGGUUGCCAUCUCUGCCCUUCCAACAUGUGCAAGGGUAUUGUUAUUAAGCGGAUCCAAGCUUCAAUUGCUCCGCAUAGGGAGGCCAAAUUCAUAUAUCUUGGGGAUGGAAACGGUGAUUUCUGCCCAAUUCUGAAGCUUGGUAAAGGAGACCGCGCGUUGCCUCGAAAGCAUUAUCCUUUAUGGGAACUUAUCAGGAGCAAUCAAGAGUUUGUUGAAGCAGAAGUUCAUGAAUGGUGCAAUGGUGAAGAACUUGAGCACAUCCUUCUUGCACUGAUUGACAGAAUCUCUGGUGAAGACAUCAAAAAGGCACCGGUGGAUGAAAGUCGUUAGCAUGGUAUAAAUGGAUUAUGCCAGUGACUACUGCACAAGCCCAUAAAUCCAUAAUCAACUUUUGCGCUGUCGUCUAUCUCUCAACUUGGUGCUAAUUACCAUUCUGGAGGGGUCCCGGCCUUAUUGCAUCAAAUUUGAUCUUCUGUGCUAGUUUGCUGUAGUAGAAUGACCUAAAUAUCCAUUAACUCUUUCUUCUGAGAUCGGAUACCAUUUAGAGAAACAAAGAGGAGAAUCUUUACAACCCAAUCAAGUAAAAGGGUGAGAAUAAGUUCCUCUUUGCAAUGCAAACUCAAAUUUGCCCAGAAUCUGCUAUCAACUUAUCUUCUUGAAGAAGAAAACGAAGAACAAAACACCUGUUAAGAUUUUAUAUUUACGCCUUUCAAAGCUAGACAGAUGAUAAACGAUUGUACGCAAGGGAUAGGACUAUCAUGAAUGAAUGAGAUUCCUUUGUGAUGUGAAGAGUAGGGAAAAUCGUUCAAAAUAUCUCUCAUAUUUUGUAAAAUAAUUUUUUUCAUCUU
This is a messenger RNA of Coffea arabica (coffee), 1477 nucleotides long. RefSeq names its product thiamine phosphate phosphatase-like protein. Gene Ontology annotation, molecular function: phosphatase activity. The record is from RefSeq and is a predicted model, not a curated record. Lineage: Eukaryota; Viridiplantae; Streptophyta; Magnoliopsida; Gentianales; Rubiaceae.